GCGAGUGUGUAGGUGGAUCAGCACGACCGCUGGGGCCAAAAGCGGAACCGGGGACCUGAGCAGGAUCGGGACGCGUGGGCGACGUCCCGCGACCGGGAGAACAUUGGAUCGAAAGGCAUCCGGCGGUCACCUUCAGGGCGACGGCGGAGAAUUGGCAAUCAUAGUGCGUUGACGUCGCAGUCGCGUGCAGCGGGCCGGAGCGAUGCUGUCCACCGCCCUGCAGAUCCUGGCGUUCGUCCUGGCCCUGCUGGGAACGGUCGGCGCCACGGUGGCCACGCUGCUUCCCAACUGGCAGGUGAGCAUCAAGGUGUGGUCCAGCAUGGUGGCCCCCAUGUGGCACACGCGGGGGCUGUGGAUGGACUGCGUCUGGUACGGGGCCGGCGUCUUCAGCUGCACCACCAACAAGUCCCCGCUGGCCCUGCCCCCUUAUCUUCAGACCACCCGGGCCGCCAUGGUCCUGUCUUGCGCCGUGGCCGCCUUCGGGCUGUGCCUGGCAUCUCUGGGGCUCCGUUGCACCCGUUGGGGCGGCGGCCACCGAGCCAAGGGGCAGACGGCCGUGGCGGCCGGGGGUUGCUUCGUCCUGGCCGGCGCCCUGUGCCUGGGCCCCGCUUCCUGGUUCACCUCGGAGGUGGUGGCGGCCUUCAUGAGCGCCCAGAUGGCCGACAGUAGCAAAUACCAGCCCGGGGGGGCGCUCUGCGUCACCUUCGUCUCCGCCGGCUUCCUCCUGACAGGAGGGUUUAUCUUUUGUUUGUCGUGUCCGGGUGCGGGAUCCCCCCCGGCGGACUCCCCGACCCCUCCGGACCCCGACAGACUCGCGCUGCCCCAAGUGAACCUCUGCCGCAAAAGUCGUAUCGACGCUCCCCAGGCAGAAGAGAUGCGUGGGUCCCCCUCCAAGCGGUCCCCCAAGGACGUGAAGGACAGUUACAGCCUGCAGGAAUAUGUUUAACCCUCUCAUCUAGUCUGGGGGUCUUUCAAGUCCAGGCACGAGUCCUGAUCCGCAGACCCGGGGUGCAGAAUCCACUCCGCCUUUUCCUGGCGGUACAGGAGGACCCUGUCAGCGAGGCAGCCCAGCGUGUAGGACAAUAAUCACGCUCUCAGUUUUCCAUUAUCUUCUCAAUACGCUUCAGUGCGCACACGCACAGCCGCACGAAGUCAUCGCAAUGAAUUUGAACCUGCGCUCAGCAUCCAUCAACCACGUCAUCCUCUUGAUGGAGAAAAGGAUUUAUUCUUCAGCCAAACUACUUCAGAUGAAUGGGAAACAUUUGUGUGUAGUUUUAAGGCCCAGAAAAAUGUACUGUAAAUAUGCAAAUGACGCAGCCUCUUUGUGUAUGAACGCAACCUUUACCGACACAUUUUGUGAUUGCCUCAUAAUAAGGAUCAACUUUUUUUUUUUUUAUCAGUUACAAAUAUUCUUUUCUUAUUUAUUAUUUUCUAACAAUAUGAAAACAGCUUUAAAAAAAAAUACAAGCGGGCCCGUCACAUCACUUCCUUGGUGUAUGAUUGAAAGAAAUUAAAAGAAAUAUCUCGUUUGACGUCACAUGUGUUUCUUUGUGAU
Molecule: messenger RNA, 1555 nt
Organism: Syngnathoides biaculeatus (alligator pipefish)
Lineage: Eukaryota; Metazoa; Chordata; Actinopteri; Syngnathiformes; Syngnathidae
Product: claudin-20-like
Exons: 4
Coding region: 203-946 (247 amino acids)
Biological process (GO): cell adhesion; bicellular tight junction assembly
Cellular component (GO): plasma membrane; bicellular tight junction
Molecular function (GO): structural molecule activity
Source: RefSeq, a predicted model, not a curated record